AUGUCAGUAAUCAUAAGACCAAUUGAACAAAAAGAUAAAGAAGAAUGGAUCAAUUUAUGGACAGGUCCAAAAGGAUAUAUUGAAUUUUAUAAAUCAUCAGAUAAGAUAACCCCAGAAAUUACAGAAACAACAUUCAAAAGAUUUUUAGAUCCACAAAACCCAACUUAUUGUAAUAUAGCAGUUAAUUCAGAAACCGGUAAAUUAAUUGGUUUUGCAACUUAUUUAACUCAUACAAAUACUUGGGCUCUCGAGGAUUCUUGUUAUUUAAAUGAUUUAUUUGUUAGUGAAUCAAAUAGAUUAGGUGGAGUUGGUAGAAAAUUGAUUGAAAGUGUUUAUGAAGCUGCUGAUAAAUUAGGUUGUGCUAAAACUUAUUGGCAUACACAAUUUGAAAAUCAUAGAGCUCAGUUAUUAUAUGUAAAAGUUGGUGUUAAAGAUGGAUUCUUAAAAUAUUCAAGACCUUUGAAAAAAUAA
Messenger RNA from Lodderomyces jiufengensis, 471 nucleotides. RefSeq names its product HPA3. The record is from RefSeq and is a predicted model, not a curated record. Gene Ontology annotation, cellular component: cytoplasm. Gene Ontology annotation, biological process: protein acetylation. The transcript has a single exon. NCBI's taxonomy places the organism in Eukaryota, Fungi, Ascomycota, Pichiomycetes, Serinales, Debaryomycetaceae. Gene Ontology annotation, molecular function: N-acetyltransferase activity. Bases 1 to 471 code for a protein of 156 amino acids.